Messenger RNA from Mesitornis unicolor (brown roatelo), 1089 nucleotides. Its product is annotated as galactoside 3(4)-L-fucosyltransferase-like. Gene Ontology annotation, cellular component: membrane. Gene Ontology annotation, molecular function: alpha-(1->3)-fucosyltransferase activity. Lineage: Eukaryota; Metazoa; Chordata; Aves; Mesitornithiformes; Mesitornithidae. The coding region runs from base 1 to 1089 and encodes 362 amino acids. The transcript has a single exon. The record is from RefSeq and is a predicted model, not a curated record.
AUGGAGUUCGUGGAAGGGAAGAUGAUCUCCUGCAAGAAACUCCUCAUCUUCCUGCUCUUCAGCCUCAUCUUCAGCUCCUGCCUCUUUGUUUCUUUUCAUCAGUUCAGGCCUUCUGAGCCAGACUGUUACAAUUUCAGUCCCUCUGCACCAACAGCCCAUGCUAGAAAUACCAGCAGCCCACCAAAGGGUGGACGUGGGCUGACCAUCCUGCUGUGGAAGUGGCCCUUUGGGCAGCACUUUAAAUUCAUAAACUGCUCGGAGCUUUACAGCACCCCAGAUUGCCACUUCACUGUCAGCCGUAGGUGGUCCCAAAAGGCUGAUGCUGUGAUUAUACAUCACAGGGAUGUGUGUGGGGACCCAGGGCGCCUGGCCCAGCUCCCCAGACACCCGUCUCAGCAUUGGAUCUGGUUCAACCUGGAGUCUCCAAGUCACUCACCAAACUUAGGUGCCAUGGACAACCUCUUCAACCUGACCAUGUCUUACCGCAGGGACUCAGACAUCUUCACCCCCUAUGGGGAGCUGCAGCUCCUUGGCCAGCCCCAGCUCCUCAGCAUCCCACCCAAGACCAAGCUGGUGGCCUGGGUAGUCAGCAACUGGAUAGUGGGCUCCCAUCGGGUGAAGUACUACCAGGAGUUGAAGAAACACAUUGAUGUGGAUGUCUUUGGGAAGCAUCACUUGCCCCUGCCCUGCGACAAGCUCCUCCCCACUGUAUCCCAAUACAGCUUCUACCUCGCUUUUGAGAACUCAGAGCAUGAAGACUACAUCACUGAGAAGCUCUGGAGGAACGCCUUGUCCUCUGGCACCGUCCCCAUUGUGUUGGGGCCUCCUCGAGAAAACUAUGAGCGCUUCUUGCCCCCUGACUCCUUCAUCCACGUCGAUGACUUCGCCAGUGCUGGGGACCUGGCACAGUACCUGUGGGAGCUGAGCAAGGACACCGAGCGAUACCAGCGCUACUUCCAGUGGCGCAAGUGGUUGAAACCUGUGGUGGGGGCCAACUGGUCCCUGCACGUCUGCAAAGCUUGUCGCUUCUUGCAGACGAUGGAGGCCAGGUACCAGGUUGUGCCCGAUCUGUCCAAGUGGUUUGUGUAA